AUCUGGUGACUGAAGAUUACGUGGUGAAGUUAGUUAGCCAGCUGCUAGCCUCGACAAAACGGUCACACACAGAUGUAACUCCUGGAGAAAUAUUUGCAUUAACCGUGAUUUCCAUUACAAUGAACCUCAGUUCUGUCAGAGUGUAUGGAGUUUUUACGAGUCAAGGCGGCAGAGAGUAACACCAGAAUGAGAUCUGCAUACGCCAUGGAUAUAAGCCGGUCUGCUUUACGAGGACCCUAAAGUGUCUCAAUCAAGAGACAUUCAAAUCAUUGCUUCACACACACAGCUAAACGCUACAUCUAGACUACAGAGAUGUUCGCAAAGUUGAAGAAGAAGCUGGCAGAGGAGGCCGCCACUGCCCCUCGCUCCGGCCGCAUCCCUCGCUCCAUGAGCAAGGAGUCCAUCACGUCUGUGGGCGCAGAUUCAGGCGAUGACUUUGCGUCUGAUGGCAGCAGCUCCAGAGAUGAUGUUUCUUCUCAGAUUCAGCGCAGAAACGAUCAGAUACGAAAGCUGGAGGCCAAACUCUCAGACUACGCUGAGCAGCUUCGGCUAAUGCAGAAGACCAAGGAGAAGCUUGAGAUUGCAUUAGAGAAGUAUCAGGAUUCAUCCAUGCGCAAAUUUCAGGACCAGAAUGAAACUUUCCAGUCCAACAGAGCCAAGAUGGCAGAGGGCAUGUCCUUAGCAUUAGAGAAGAAGGACCAGGAGUGGAUGGAAAAGCUAGCUAUUCUGGAACAGGAGAAGUUGUCACUGGCAGCUCGGCUAGAUGAGAUGACGGAGCAGAGUUUAAGUCUGUUCCAGAAGAGAGAUGACUUGGAUGAGCUGGAGGGCUUUCAGCAGCAGGAACUGGCCAAAGUCAAACACAUGCUGCUGAGGCGAGAGGAACAACUGAGUCAGCGGGAGAAAGAGCUCAAACUGAGAGGAGAGGAGCUGAACACAGCGAGACUGACCCUGAGCCAAACCCAAGACAAGCUGUAUGAGCUGGCAGAGGAACACGAGGAGAUGUGCAGGAUCAACUCACAGCUACAGGUCCAAAGGUAUGUGAAGAGGGAUGAGUUGUUGAAUGAGAGAACAGAUGCUGAAAGGAGGGUUGUGGCUCUGGAGAGGAGAGAGCAGGAGUUACAGCGGCUGAUCCAGCAGGUGUCAGAGGAUUUCCAGAAGGCACAAAGCAGUGCAAAGGCACUCGAGAAAUCAAUGGAGCAGCUCCAGUCUGAACACAAUAAGCUGGAGCUACAGCACGAACAGCACAAGAACAAGGUGGCAGUGACAGAGGAGGAGCGAGAGCGUGUAAUGGCUGAUUUGCAGGAGAAGGCUGCUUCCUUAGAAAGGAGACUAGAAGCGAACUUCUCUCUGGAUGAGCACCUACAGGAACUGCUCAAAGAGAAGUCUUCAUUGGAGCAUAGGUUAGAGGGGGCCAGAGGAGAGUUACUGGAGGAGAGAACAAAUCACACCACUGCAGUCACUUCACUGGAGGCCCAGAUCUCUCGGCAGAACGCCAGCAUCACAGAUCUGCAGACUCUGGUCAAGCACAAAGACGACUCGUCCAGGGCUUACAGAGAGAGGACAGACACACAGAUAUCAGAUCUGGAGCAGAGACUGGCUGACUGCACUGAGAAGAUGAAGAGUCUGCAACAGCAACUUGAAGACCGUGAAACGCAUGCAGAAAAACUGCAGGCAGAGUGGGCAGAGGAGAGAGAGAGACUACAGCAACAGGUCUCGACACAGAGACAGAGAGGCUUGGAGAAAACAGCCAGACUGGAGGAGGAACUUCUUACUCUACAGAGAGAGAGAGAAACCGAGGCAAGCAAGCAUCAGGACAACCUGCGGUUACUGGAGAAGGAAAAAGCUUCACUGUUGAAGAGCAAAGCUGAGGUUGACAGCACUGUCGAGAGACUGACCGCAGAACUAGAGCAGUCCAGAGCAGAGUUGAUCAGCAGACAGACUGUAAGCGUUGAAAUUGCCAAAGCUCUGGAGGAAACCAGAAAACAGAGAGAAGAACUCCAACAACAGGUCGGCAAAAUGACAGAGUCUCUUGAGAAGGCGGAACAGGAAGCGAGUCGUCUUUCUCAGGAUUUAGGAGCAAAGGAGGAGGAACUAAACACGCUGAAGGAAGAGCUGCGGGCGGUCCGUAGCAGUCUGUCUACUCUGCAGGCUGAGUGUGAGUCUCGUCGUUUGGAGGCUGAGGAGAGAGAGCGAGAACACAACUCUCAGCUGACGUCACUGCAGCAGGAAGUCCUCACAAAAACACAACAACUCUCUUCAUACCAAUCACGGGUGUCUGAUCUGGAGGGUGAGGUGUUGAGUUUAACAGCACAGUCACAUGCAGAUGCGUGUGAUGGUGAGCAGAACGGGACGCUUACUGUAAGUGAUCUUGACCAGUUGCAAAAGGUCAAUAAAGACCUGGAGCAACAACUGGCCGAAAAGAACAAGACAAUAAAGCAGCUACAGCAGAGGCUUGCAGAACUCAAGAGGACACUGCAGAAAGAGCUGAAACUGAAGCCAGAUCCUGACUCUGAGAUGAAGGAGAGACUCCAGGAAGGCAGGCAGGAGAGAUCAGCUGAUAAGACUGUCUCAGAGACACAGAUGCCCGCCACAGCUCCAACCUCAGCUCCAGGACUCCCUCAAACUUCAGGCCCGCCUCCCAUCACCUCCAACACCACAGUCACCAACAGUUCAGACCUCACAGACACAAGAGAGAUCAACUUUGAGUACCUCAAACACGUGGUGCUGAAGUUCAUGUCCUGCAGAGAGGCAGAGGCUUUCCAGCUCAUCAGAGCCAUUUCUGUACUUCUGCAUUUCACAAAAGAAGAAGAGGACAUGCUCAAACAGACACUGGAGUACAAGAUGUCAUGGUUUGGUUCCAAGCCCACACCCAAAGGUAUCAUACGGCCUUCCAUCUCAGGAACCUCUAGUUGGAGCUGAGAGACAAAUACUCUGGAAAAAAAGUGAAAUAGGGAAUAGUGAAUGAUCUCAGUAGAAAACUACUGACGUCUGGAGGGAGCAAUUGCCGACUCCGCAGUUUCAGUCUCUGCCUCAACAGUUCCUAUGUAGCUCAUACCCUUUAAACAAUGGGACACAAAACAACUCUCUCCAUUUUUCACUAAAAUAUUGCAGGGACUGGAAACAAAUGCUUUAUCAACAUCUUUUCGUGACUGGGGAAUUUCAUCUUUUAAGUAAUGGUUAAAAGGCAUCAUCCGUCUCAUUCAUAUCCUCCGUAGUUUCUACAACUGCUGUUUCCAACAUCCUUCAACUGGAAAAGGAUGGAAAACGAUUCUUAUUUUCAUUUAC
Molecule: messenger RNA, 3285 nt
Organism: Sinocyclocheilus rhinocerous
Lineage: Eukaryota; Metazoa; Chordata; Actinopteri; Cypriniformes; Cyprinidae
Product: golgin subfamily A member 1-like
Exons: 23
Coding region: 313-2919 (868 amino acids)
Cellular component (GO): Golgi apparatus
Source: RefSeq, a predicted model, not a curated record